UGCUGUACUAUUGUAGUAGUAUAUCUGAACUGCACCGUGUGAAUAGAGCGACUCCCCGAAAGUCGACGUUUCGGCGUCUCCCCCUCCUUUCCCCAUCGACAACUCAAUCGCCGGAAGGAAAAAAAGCACCAACCAGCUCCCUUGCCACCCUCCGCCUGCCCCGGUGAGGCCGACCAGGCCGCCCAUCCUGCCGCCGGCGAAGGCUGUUGGACGGUCAACGAGCGCGAGCGCACGCACGAAUUCGUCACGCCCGCGACCCCCACUUCGACCAUCAUGGCCACCGCCGACGUCGCCGCAGCAGCAGCAGCCCGUGACGGGCAGACAGCCCUCGCGCUCCGCCUCGCCAAGCACCUCGCCCCAAACGACGACAACGACACCGCAGGCGCCGGAAGCGGCGGCAACGUCGCUUUCUCGCCGGUGUCCGUGCACGCGGCGCUGGCUCUAGUGGCCGCGGGCGCGCGCGGCGCCACGCUGGAGCAGCUGCUCGCCUUCCUCGGCGCGCCAUCGGCCAAGGUGCUCGCCGACUUCGGCCGCCGUGUCUCCGACCGCGUCCUCGCCGACCGGUCCGACUCCGGCGGGCCGCGCGUGCUCUUCGGCGGCGGCGUCUGGGUGGACGCCUCCCGCGGCGGGCUCGCCGAAGCUUUCUGCGACAUCGCCACCGAGUCCUACAAAUCCGAGGCGCGAACCGUGAGCUUCACCGAGGAGCCCGCGGAAGCUGUCGACAUGAUCAACGAGUGGGUGAAGAAGGCCACGGACAACCUCAUCGACAGCGUCAUCUCCGCCAGCGACGUCGACGCAGAUACCGACCUCGUGCUCGCCAACGCGGUCUACUUCAAGGGCGAGUGGCUGGUGCCGUUUCAGCCCUACUGCACGAGCCCGGGCACGUUCCACCUCCUCGACGGCGGCCACGCCGAGGCGGAGUUCAUGCCAAGGUUUGCCUUGAUGCAGGUCGCGUGCAUGGACGGUUUCAAGGUGCUCAAGCUCCCCUACAUGCCCGGGCGGAAGGAGGCCCCUGGGGCAGGGCUGCCGCUCAAGCGCCGUCGUGGCCAGGGUGGCGAUGAGGAAGCCAAGGCCUCGCCGUGGCCAAACGCCGCCGAAGUCACUCGGUACUCUAUGUUCGUCUUUCUCCCGGACGCGCGUGACGGCAUCGCGGCCAUGGUGGACGUGGUCACCGUGGCGCCGGCGUUCCUCUACGGCAUCUUGGCCGAGAUGAAGCAGAAGUAUGUCAACCUGAAGCUGCCCAAGUUCCAGAUAACCUUCAACUGGGGCAAACUCGACGACGCCCUUAGCCGGCUGGGGCUCUCACUGCCGUUCUCACCGGUGGCCGCCGACCUGCGGGGCAUGUGCAAGGGGGACGACAGUGACGGUGGUUCACGGCAGCCGAUGUUCCUGAGCAAGGUUGCGCACAGGGCGGUUGUUAAGGUGAACGAGUCUGGAACUGAGGCUGCGGCAGUGACCUUUUGCAUGCGUGGUGGCGGCUACCCAUCAGACACUGUCGAGUUCAUCGCCGACCAUCCAUUCACCUUCUUCAUCAUGGAGGAGCGGUCCGGGGUAAUCGUGUUCGCGGGGCACGUCCUUGAUCCCACCAAGUGAUCAGCAUCAAGAAUCAAUAAAACCGACCAUAGCCUGCUCCUCAAUGUCACAAACCGUUGCUUCUUCGAUCGUCUCAGCUGUUCUAGUUAGUUAUUAUAGUAAUUUCUGCAUGCUAAGUACUGUUUUGUUGCUAUAACUUUGGUGUUACUCUUCAGAAAAUACAUUCGGUUUGUUGGUUCCUUUAAAUGAUUGCAUAGGCUACCGCAGGAUGUUUUUUA
Messenger RNA from Phragmites australis (common reed), 1811 nucleotides. RefSeq names its product putative serpin-Z5. The transcript has 3 exons. NCBI's taxonomy places the organism in Eukaryota, Viridiplantae, Streptophyta, Magnoliopsida, Poales, Poaceae. Gene Ontology annotation, molecular function: serine-type endopeptidase inhibitor activity. Bases 274 to 1593 code for a protein of 439 amino acids. The record is from RefSeq and is a predicted model, not a curated record.